CUGCCUCCAUUUCUCUCUCUCACUGGCGGGGGACGGCGUGCUGAUGCAAUGCGGGCCUCUCUGCUGUGACUGGGGAAGGAGGCGGAGGAGGGGAUGCUGCUCCUGCAGCCGCCUCGCUGCUGUCACUGUUACUCAGCCCUUCUGCUCCCUCCUCCUCCCCUGGAGGCAGUGCCGGCCGGUGGUGCUGGUGAUUAGGAAGCAGCGUCUCCUCCGAUGCUCUGCCAUCAUGGGCUCUGCCGCUCUGCUCCUGCUGCUGGUGGCUGUGCUGCUCCUCGGCGGGUCCUGGGGGUCCUACCUGCACAGCACGAAGCCUCCGCUCAACGAUAGACCAGUCAUUGGAGUAUUGGCACAAGAGACACACUUUCACAACCUGCUGCCACUUGGCCGUUCGUACAUUGCUGCAUCUUAUGUUAAGACUCUUGAAUCAGCUGGAGCAAGAGUUUACCCUAUAAGGAUCAAUCUCUCUGAGUCAGAGUAUGUGAAGAUCUUCAAUUCGAUUAAUGGGAUUCUCCUUCCAGGGGGUGACGUCGAUCUUCUAUUUUCUGAAUAUGCAAGAGUGUCCAAGAUAUUCUAUAACCUGGCCAUAGCGGCUUAUGGCCAUGGGGACUACUUUCCUAUAUGGGGAACAUGUUUGGGGUUUGAACAACUGACCGUUCUCACAAGCGGAGAACUCCUACUAACACUGACUGAUACAGAUGACAUAUCAUUGCCACUAAACUUUACUGCAGAUGCAUUUAGCAGCAAAUUAUUCCGAAAUAUUCCACGACCAUUAUAUAAGGCUCUCUCCAAUAUGCCUAUAACUGCAAACUUCCACUUCUGGAGUCUCUCUAUGCAGAAUUUUACAGAAAAUGAUAAACUGAGAAAUUUCUAUCAUGUUUUAUCUACAAACUCUGAUGGUACAUUGGAAUUUAUAUCUACGUUUGAAGCCCGUAAUUAUCCAAUUUAUGGAGUCCAGUGGCACCCUGAAAAAAAUCCAUUUGAAUGGAAGAAAACCGCAGAUAUAUCACAUACAGCUGAGGCUGUGUAUGCAGCUUAUUAUAUGGCUGAAUUCUUUGUUAAAGAAGCCAAGAAAAGUCAGCAUCAGUUCUCUGAGGAAGAAGAAAAAGAACAUCCAUUAAUUUAUAAUUACUGCCCAUUGUACACUGGAAACAUAUCUGUCUUUGAGCAAAUGUAUUUCUUUUAAAGCUUUGACAGUGUGCAUAUAAUGUGGUGCAGCCUGUUGUGAGGACGUAUUAUUGCUCAGCACUUGGUGUUAUUUGCAGCUAAUGCAAAAGCCUACAAAGCGCACAAUUCACUUUUCCUACUAAUUCGGUUCUAUUUACUAUAUAGUCACCAUUGACAUUCUUAUUUUAACAGAGUGAAAUGAUGAUUUGAAAGGUCAAGCUAUAUGUGUUACAGAUAUGGACCAGUAAUGGGAACACUGAAUGUAAAAAUGUAUUUAACAUACGCAUUGUAGGGGAGUGUUCUAUCUCCUACUGAAUGUAUUUCCUGUGUCACUCCUACAAGGGUCUUGUUGCCAUUAAAUGUUGACUUGUCACUUCA
Pseudophryne corroboree (corroboree frog) is the source of this 1542-nucleotide messenger RNA. It is a transcript of the gene GGH, whose product is annotated as gamma-glutamyl hydrolase. The transcript has 9 exons. Bases 44 to 1183 code for a protein of 379 amino acids. Gene Ontology annotation, biological process: tetrahydrofolylpolyglutamate metabolic process. Gene Ontology annotation, cellular component: vacuole. NCBI's taxonomy places the organism in Eukaryota, Metazoa, Chordata, Amphibia, Anura, Myobatrachidae. The record is from RefSeq and is a predicted model, not a curated record. Gene Ontology annotation, molecular function: gamma-glutamyl-peptidase activity.